This is a messenger RNA of Rhipicephalus sanguineus (brown dog tick), 2788 nucleotides long. Its product is annotated as nonsense-mediated mRNA decay factor SMG7. Gene Ontology annotation, cellular component: telomerase holoenzyme complex. Lineage: Eukaryota; Metazoa; Arthropoda; Arachnida; Ixodida; Ixodidae. Gene Ontology annotation, molecular function: telomeric repeat DNA binding; telomerase RNA binding; protein binding. Gene Ontology annotation, biological process: nuclear-transcribed mRNA catabolic process, nonsense-mediated decay. The record is from RefSeq and is a predicted model, not a curated record.
GCCUAGCGUUGUCGGGUGUGCUUGUAAACACUCGGAAGAUGGAAAUUAGUCUUUUGAAUCUUUUGUACGGAAUUGCUAGCUGUAUUUGAAGUAAUCUACUUGUGCGUGCUGUCUGUCUUUUUUAACGCUGCAGAAAUGAAGGCAUCAGUGUCGGAAAUAUUGGAGGAAGUUGAAACCGUGAAGUCAGCACUGGCCGAAGACAAUCCCCGAAAUGCAAGGGCCUUCCAGCUUCGUACACGGCUUUGCUUGCUGUUGGAAGAGUUGCUCCUAACAGACUUGGAAUUUGCCCUGGACAAGAAAGUAGAGCAGGAGCUGUGGAAUAGUGCUUUUAGGAAUCCUAUCGCAGCAUUCCAAGUCAAAUCGACUGACAAGAAGGAAAGGGCAAAUGGAGAGUCCCACACAAUGCUGUCUACAUUGUUGGAGACAGCCAGUGGCUUCUAUCUCCAGCUUUUCCAGAAACUCUGCUCUGUAUAUGACAUUAGCUUCAAAUACCGCCUCAAAGACCUGGAUUUUGGCAUCCUGCAGUGGGUGAAGCAUGAUGACCCCAACGUUGAGAAACCAAAGAAGUCCUCUGUCCUCUACAUUUGUCAGCAUUGCUUAGUUCACCUUGGAGACAUAGCACGCUAUCGUGGUCAAUCACUGCAGGCUGAAAACUUCUACCGCCAUGCUGUUGACAUGGGACCACGAAAUGGGCACCCUUACAACCAGCUUGCCCUUUUGGAAGCAGCUAGUGGGGAGAAACUCUCUGCAGUGUUUUUUCACGUGCGCAGUCUUGCACUGCUGCACCCUUUCCCAGCAGCUGCCACAAACCUUUCCAAGCUUUACUCGAAAAUGGUGUCUGACAGUGCUACAUCCAUUGGCAAGACAAAAAUGACACCGUACGAGUACACUACAGCGUUUCUUCAGUUUCAUGCACACAUCUAUCUUCACACAGAAAUGAGCCGAGCCGAGGGUGUGCUGGGCUCUCUGACAAGCAGCCUUCCAGCACUGGUGAUGGUGGAAAAGCUGGACACAUGGCAGCUGCUGCAGAUGGUGGCCAUCUGCAUGUUCAGCCAGCAGCACUGCACAGCGCAGGCACCCAGCCCGACCGACUCUAGCAGUACAGCCGGCCCCCCACCUAAGAAGGCCCAGCACCUCCUGCUCGACCUAGUCGCAAGCAUGUUGCAUGCUUUCCUGCUGCCCAUGCAUGCGCUCCAGGACCCUCGAGACAUGCGUGACUGCUGCAGCGUGCCUGUGGUAAAGCUGGUCCUUGACUGGCUUUUGCACAAACAGGAGCUGCUGCGCAGUGAGCCUUUCAUUCGAAAGCCACAGGUCUGGCAUGGGUUCUGCAAGCUGCUCAAUGGGUUGCUCGCUGUGCUUCCUGCCGAGUUUCCAAAAGAGAAAUUUUCCACAAUUCCUUUGCCAGAAGAUUGGGAUGUGCAGUGCUUCACUCCGCUGCAGGAGGCUCACAGCAACCUCUGCUUUGAAAAUGCCCCAAAGCUGACAAAAGGUGAAAUCGGGGACUUGAGGGCAAGCAGGCUUCUUGAUCUUGCAGAGAUGCUGAGCCAAGUGGUCAUGAACGGCAAAAAUGUGGUUGUGCUGACAAAGGAAACGCCACCACGGUACAUAGCCAGCCACUACACAGAAGCCAUGCGGAACCAAGUGAUGCAGCAGAUACAGCAACUGUCCAUCGAACCUGAAGGGGACUCGAGAAGGCCUGCAGAGAAGAGUGUCUCAGAAGUGCGUUUCAAGCUGGAGAAUGAUGGCCACACAGUCAAGGCAGGGGAACCAGAGAAAAGGGGCAUCAAAGGAACGACUUCGCUCAAGGACCGGCGACCAACUCGUAACGUGGCUAUGCAGGCUAUUUUUCAGCAGUGGGAGCAGCGAAGUGCAGGCCUGGCUGACAGCCAUAGUGGAUGGAGGGGUCCCUCGUCUGAUGCUCUGUCUUCUGCUGUACAUAAUAUACCAGGCCAGAGUAACCACAAGGUUGAUGAGAAACCAUGGCAUCACCAACACUUUCCGCGUACGAGCAGCAGUGGCAGCCGUGUGAGCUUUCAUCUGCCCCCUACUGCCAAUGGACAGCCCCUGAAUGCGCCUGCUGCUCCUCUCACCUUCGACCCAGGGGUUGCUCCAAUGCCACCACCACAGCCACAGCCACACUUCAGCUUGGCUGACACUGGUGGUGCGCAGCAGGCAGCGGCUGCCCAGCAGGCCUCGUCCUUUUUAGCUGGCGGGCCUUCCCUGGCAGGACCGACCAUGGGACCUUCGUACCUGUGGAACUACUUUGUGCCCACACAGGUGGGCCCUAUGGCUGCUCCUCCGGCUGGGCCACAGCCACCCCCGCUGCUGUACCUGGGCACCAGCCAGCCCAUGGUGGCCCCACAGCUGGAAAACCUGCUGCGUCAGCAACAGCAGCAUCAGCAACAGCAGCAACAACAGCAGCAGCAGCAGCAGCAACAGCAGCAACAGCAGCAACAACAGCAGCAGCAGCAGCAGCAGCAGCAGCAGCAGCAACAACAACAACAGCAACAACAGCAACAGCAGCAGCAGCCACAGCCACAGCCACAACCCAUUGAGCCCAGCAAGGUGGCCAGCACUCCUGCCGAUCUUUUCCAGGGGAAUCCAUCACCAGCAAUGGCUCCCCCAUCACAGCCACCCUGGAUGCAGCAGCAGCUUAUGGAAGUCAACGGCUGCCAGGUGGUGCCCCCAACUGGUACAGCGCAGACAUCGGGGCCUGACUUGCCAACAAACACUUACUCACUGUUCAAUUCUCCUUGGCCUUCUGGUCUGCACCACAUGGCCAAAGAAG